AAGCUGCUUUAAGUGAAAACUGUAUCUGGCAGUAAAAAGUUCUAACAUAAAUAUAGAUGGAAUAACUUUCACUGAUAACGUCAUUUAAUCACGUUCCAUGACGCUGCAACUGCUACGUGGUGUGCAUAAUUCAUUUGCAUUUCGUUUUCAAAAUUAUAGUAGUCAUCGUAAUCUACGCCGCCAUUGCAACUUAUUACGUAGCCAAUACCGUUAUACGGAGUGGGGAGGGGGACACAGACGUGCGAGGGGAGUUCGUAUCAACGGUGCGGGUGCGGUUGGAGGCGUUGGAGCACGAGUUUACUCUGUCAGUCGGUCAUUACGGUAUUUCUCUGUAGCGCGUCCCACAUUUACGAUUUUGAAAGAAAAAGUGACAAUGCCAGAAAAUAAACCGUUUCAACGUCUUCCUAAAAAUGUUGUGCCUAAACAUUAUGAACUACAUUUGGUACCAAAUCUUGAGAAAUUUACAUUUACAGGAAAGACUAGGGUGAAAGUAUCGAUUGUAAGUUCUACCAAAGAAAUAGUGUUAAACAGUUUAGAUUUGGUAUUAACGAAUGUCAAACUGCAAUACGAUGAAGGUGAUUCAAUUACUACUCUUAAUCCGGUAGAAGUACGAUUAGAAUCGGCUGACGAAACUGCAGUUAUAAUAUUCGAAAAAACUCUACCCGUCGGCGAAGCUGUACUGCAUUGUGAAUUUACUGGUGAAAUUAACGAUAAAAUGAAAGGUCUUUACCGUAGCAAGUACCUUACUCCAGGUGGUGAAGAGCGCUAUGCUGCCGUCACGCAAUUUGAGGCAACUGAUGCCCGUCGAUGUUUUCCGUGUUGGGAUGAACCUGCUAUUAAAGCUACUUUUGAUAUAACAUUAGAAGUUCCGGCCGACCGGGUUGCUCUAUCAAAUAUGCCUGUUAAGGACGAAAUAAUUAAGGAGGAUAAAAAAAUUAUGGAAUUUGAUACCACACCGAUUAUGUCAACAUAUCUUGUAGCAGUUGUUGUUGGUGAAUAUGAUUAUGUAGAAAAGACUUCACGCGAUGGAGUUUUAGUGCGUGUUUAUACACCUGUAGGAAAAAGUAAGCAAGGCUUAUUUGCUUUGGAAGUUGCAGCAAAGGUAUUGCCUUAUUACAAGGAAUAUUUUGAUAUAGCUUAUCCUUUGCCUAAAAUAGACUUAAUAGCAAUAGCAGAUUUCUCUGCUGGUGCUAUGGAGAAUUGGGGACUUGUUACUUACAGAGAAACAUGUCUCCUGGUUGACGAAGAGCAUACAUCUGCGGUUAGGAGGCAAUGGAUAGCUUUAGUUGUGGGACACGAAUUAGCUCACCAAUGGUUCGGUAAUUUGGUAACUAUGGAAUGGUGGACUCAUCUCUGGUUAAAUGAGGGCUAUGCAUCAUUUGUAGAAUUCCUUUGCGUCAAUCAUUUAUUCCCCGAGUAUGAUAUUUGGACACAAUUUGUAACAGAAACAUAUAUAAGAGCGUUAGAAUUAGAUUGUUUAAAGAAUUCACAUCCUAUUGAGGUGCCAGUGGGACAUCCCUCAGAAAUUGAUGAAAUUUUUGAUGACAUUUCAUACAACAAAGGUGCUUCUGUCAUACGCAUGCUACAUAAGUACAUUGGUGAUGAUGAUUUCCGUAGAGGAAUGAAUAUUUAUCUCACAAGACAUCAGUAUAAAAAUACUUUCACUGAAGAUUUAUGGGCAGCUUUAGAGGAGGCUUCUAAAAAACCUGUGGGAGCAGUGAUGUCAACAUGGACUAAGCAAAUGGGUUUCCCAAUGGUUGAGGUCAGUUCAGAACAGAGAGGUGCAGACCGUGUUUUAAAAUUGAGUCAACAAAAGUUCUGUGCUGAUGGCAGUCAAGGAAAUGAUAUAUUAUGGAUGAUACCAAUUACAAUCUCAACUCAGGAGCAACCUUCAAAGGUAGCAUUAUCUACAGUUUUGGAGAAACAAUCGCAGGAAGUUAUAUUGAAAAAUGUUGCUGAAGAUUCUUGGGUGAAGCUCAACCCUGGAACAGUGGGGUAUUACCGGACGCGCUACCCGGCCGCCAUGCUGGAGCAACUGGUUCGCGCCGUGCGCGACGGGUCGCUGCCGCCGCUCGACCGCCUCGGGCUGCUGGACGACUGCUUCGCGCUCGUGCAGGCCGGACACACCAACACCGCCGAGUCUCUUAAACUUAUGGAAGCAUUUACUGAUGAAAAUAAUUUUACCGUAUGGUCAUCGAUAUCGAAUUGCCUGUCAAAGCUGAGUGCGCUGUUUUCACACACUGCCCUCGACAAACCUCUUAAAAAUUAUGGGCGAAAAUUAUUCUGUAAUGUUACCCGGCGAUUGGGUUGGGAUGCUGAAGAAAAAGAAAGUCACCUGGAUACACUGCUUCGGAGUUUAGUUUUAAAUAAAAUGAUAAGCUUUGAGGAUCCUGACACCAUCAAAGAAGCUAAGAGUCGGUUCGAGAGGCACUCGUCGGGCGAGUGCGCGCUGCCGGCGGACCUGCGCUCGGCGUGCUACCGCGCCGUGCUGGCGGAGGCCAACGAGGCCACGUUCCAGCGCUUCCUGCAGCUGUACCGCGCCGCGGACCUGCACGAGGAGAAGGACCGCAUCAGCCGCGCCCUGGGCGCCGUCAAGGACCCGGCGCUGCUCAAGCGCGUGCUCGAAUUUGCCGUUUCGGAUGAAGUCAGGGCACAAGAUACUGUUUUCGUUAUUGUGUCGGUGGCAGUUAGCAGAAAUGGACGUGACCUGGCCUGGCAAUUUUUCAAGGAUCAUUGGCAGGAGUUUAUGGAUCGCUACCAGGGUGGCUUCCUCUUGGCGCGUCUCGUGAAAUCGACAACAGAGAAUUUCGCAUCAGAGGCGUGCGCCCAGGAGAUCGAGGAAUUCUUCCGCACGCACCAGUCGCCGGGCACCGAGCGCUCCGUGCAGCAGGCGCUGGAGACCGUGCGCCUCAACGCCGCCUGGCUGCGGCGCGACCUCGCCUCCGCCACCGCCUACCUGCAGCCUUACCAUUGAGCCCGACCAAAUAAGAAAAGACUGAAAUUUCAACGAAAAUCGCAAGUUUAUUUCAUUCGAGUAAAAUGUAUCUAACUAAGGAAAGUUAGCUUAUUAAUUUAAUUGUUGACUUAAUAAUGUUAACAUUUAAAGUAUUACAGAAUAUGUAACUCGAGUUAAGUUUUAUAUCAGUUAACUGAAUUAUCUUAACAUUAAAAUCUCUUUAAAACUUCUGGGUUUGUAAUAAAAAUAAAAAAACCGUAGUUUUGGUGUCUCACUAUCGGAAUUCUAAUAUUUCUUUUUAUCAUGUAUAGCAUUUGUUAUUGUUAUUAGAUUUGCUAUAUUCUAUAAUUGUAUGUAGUUAUAAAAUUGUUUUACAUAUUACAUUAAAAGAGAGAAUAAACUUAGUCUCUUGAUUGACGUUUGUAAGGCCAUACCAAAUAGGCAUAUUGUGUAAAUGUGUAAAAAAUAAUGUUAAUGUAUAAUUAUUUUAGUUUUGUUGGUGCUCAGUGCAUUUCUAAGUUUGUUUCACUAAAAAUGAUAAUAUAUGCAUACAUUGAAAUAUGUCAUAGGUUACUCUUUUGAAAUUGUUAUGAAAAAUAUUUUUCUAUAACUUUCAAUAUUCCUUAAGAGAGUUUUUGUGUCGCAUUACAAUGGAAUGUCUUCAAAUUGUGUGAUGUAUGAAAGAAUUAUGUUGAAAGUUACCAUCAUUUAGGUUCUUGCUUGUUGUCAUGAUUUUUUUGUAAAAGCUUGUGUUAUUGCAAUAAAUCGUACAAAAGUACCUGCA
This is a messenger RNA of Vanessa atalanta (red admiral), 3740 nucleotides long. RefSeq names its product puromycin-sensitive aminopeptidase (gene Psa). The coding region runs from base 98 to 2974 and encodes 958 amino acids. Gene Ontology annotation, biological process: peptide catabolic process; proteolysis. The transcript is spliced from 12 exons. The record is from RefSeq and is a predicted model, not a curated record. Gene Ontology annotation, molecular function: zinc ion binding; peptide binding; metalloaminopeptidase activity. Gene Ontology annotation, cellular component: cytoplasm. NCBI's taxonomy places the organism in Eukaryota, Metazoa, Arthropoda, Insecta, Lepidoptera, Nymphalidae.